Molecule: messenger RNA, 264 nt
Organism: Plasmodium vinckei vinckei
Lineage: Eukaryota; Apicomplexa; Aconoidasida; Haemosporida; Plasmodiidae
Product: PPPDE peptidase, putative
Exons: 4
Coding region: 1-264 (87 amino acids)
Molecular function (GO): peptidase activity
Source: RefSeq, a predicted model, not a curated record
AUGAGACUUCAGUGGAUUGGAGACACCUACGAUAUAUUAUCAAGAAAUUGUUUAAACUAUGCUGACUACUUUUGCAAUUUACUAGAUGUUGGAAGCAUACCCGAAUGGGUAAUGAGCUUACAAAAAAAUGUAAACUGGGUAAAAUCAAAUAUUAGUGUUGCAUCUAGUAAAUUAAAGGAACUAAAUAAAGCUUCUGGACUACCAAAUGUUUUUAAUUAUGUUAAGAAAAAAUACAAUAAAAAUGAUGAAAGUCCCAAAAAGUAA